Messenger RNA from Leguminivora glycinivorella, 1463 nucleotides. RefSeq names its product coiled-coil domain-containing protein 42 homolog. NCBI's taxonomy places the organism in Eukaryota, Metazoa, Arthropoda, Insecta, Lepidoptera, Tortricidae. The transcript has 8 exons. The record is from RefSeq and is a predicted model, not a curated record. The coding region runs from base 358 to 1365 and encodes 335 amino acids.
AAAAGAAAUGUUCAUAUUAUUUUCAACGCUCGGGGGACAAAAUGUACCUAACAAUUUCAAAAGCUGCGCGAUUUCGCCAGACAUGGCGAGCAAAGUCCGUCAACGUUGUGCCAGUGCCACUUCAUCCAACAGCUUUAACUAACUUUAUACUCAUAUACCAAUCAAAUACCAAUACAGCACAAAUGGCGCCAAAAUCACAAGCGGACUUAACAACGACAACCUCCCGCCCGCCCGUUGCCCAGCAACCAUUCUCUGUUUAUUUCGCUCAGUGACGUCUCUCCCGAACCUGACGUCUCCACAUCCCAGCUGUUUCUUACCAUUUUACAAAGAUAUUUAAAUUAAUACCGAAUAUAAAGAAUGAAGAAGAUGUCGCUAAAGGAUUUGGCGCCCAUCGCGAUACCGCACGGGCCGCCGGUGGAAUGCGCGGAGGAAUAUUAUAACUCGUUGAUGCAGAGUUCCAUGAUUGUGAAAAAAUACCCAGUAUGGGACGUGGCGCGCCCAACCCCGCAAGUCCUGAUGGAGCAAGCCCGGCGAGACCUUAUGGAGGCGGAGGAGAAACUGGCUGAAAAGCGAGAGGAGGAGGCGAAGAAUCGAGCGGCCAUGGAUGUCAAGUGGGGGGAGCUGAGGGCUAAGGAACUGCUGUUGAAGGAGUCGUUCAUCAGCUUUAAUAAGUUCAUUCGAGAAAACCAAGAGAAGCGCGACCGAGCCGAGCGCAAGAUGGCCGCUGACGAAGAGGCGCUCGAACGGAAGACGCGGGAAACCGAGGCCAUGCGCCGGCGCGUCGAGGAGAUGGAAGAAGUCAAGCUCAUGAUGGAGAAGCAGGUUAAAGACUACACCAUCUAUGAGGAUUACUUGAUGGCAGUGGUGAGAAACUACCCAGAAUUCAAGCAACCUCUGGAUGUACUCAAUCGAUAUGAAGCGUUAGCUGCUGCGAAAAGCACGCUAGCCGAUCGACAAGAACACGACCUGGAGAUGCUGGAAGACGCAAGAAAGGAGAUAGCAUCCCUCACCGAGGAGAAGAAACUGUUUAUCAUGGGGCUCAACAACAAGCUUGCAAACUUGAGGUGGGAGUAUGACCAAGUACGCAACCGCGUGAUAAAAUGGGAGCUGGCGUUACACCGGUUGAAGGAAACGGCUGCGAGGCGCCACGUCGAGCUUUGUCACGUCAAGGCCGCUAUAUACAGUCUCUACGUCAAGAUCUGCAAGAACAAGGGACUCUCUAUCGAGGUGAAGCCUCAAGACUUCGAGCAACAGCUGGUCGUGAUUAUGAGAGCAUUGCUGGAGUUGAGGAGGAUCCACAGGAUCGCUGCCAAGCGCUCUAAGGAGAAGGGGGAUGCAGAAUCGGCGAUGCAGUCUUCGAGCUAGCUUUUUAUUAACGUUAAAUAAUAUAUUGUUAUAGGUAAUUUUAUUAAUCAUGGCCAAAUUUGUACGUAACAUUUUUGUUUGUUCUUUAUAGAUGUUUU